AUGGCCGCCUCCGGCGCUGUGAGCCGUCUCCUCCGGGCCGCGGCCGCCUCCUGCCGCCGGCUUCCCCCUCCUCCCCGCGGCGUCGCCCGUCUACGAUGUCCAGGCCGGUUUUUGCAUGCUUCAGCCCCGGCUCGGCUCAGCUCAGAAGAUAAAGUUACCGUCCACUUUAUAACUCGUGAUGGAGAUAAACUAACAGCCCAGGGAAAAGUUGGAGACUCACUUCUAGAUGUUGUGGUUGAUAACAAUCUAGACAUAGAUGGAUUUGGUGCAUGUGAAGGAACGCUUGCUUGCUCUACGUGUCACUUAAUCUUUGAAGAGGACGUGUAUAAAAAACUAGAUGCAAUUACCGAUGAGGAAUUGGAUAUGCUGGACCUUGCCUAUGGAUUGACAGAAACGUCUCGACUGGGUUGCCAGAUCUGCUUGCAAAAAUCUAUGAACAAUAUGAUUGUCCGAGUGCCAGAAUCCUUUGCUGAUGUCAGGCAAUCCGUAGACGUUGGCAAGAACCCUUAAA
Molecule: messenger RNA, 511 nt
Organism: Euleptes europaea (tarantolino)
Lineage: Eukaryota; Metazoa; Chordata; Lepidosauria; Squamata; Sphaerodactylidae
Gene: FDX1
Product: ferredoxin 1
Exons: 4
Coding region: 1-510 (169 amino acids)
Biological process (GO): positive regulation of oxidoreductase activity; P450-containing electron transport chain
Cellular component (GO): mitochondrion
Molecular function (GO): 2 iron, 2 sulfur cluster binding
Source: RefSeq, a predicted model, not a curated record